Uloborus diversus is the source of this 4804-nucleotide messenger RNA. RefSeq lists its product as uncharacterized. NCBI's taxonomy places the organism in Eukaryota, Metazoa, Arthropoda, Arachnida, Araneae, Uloboridae. Gene Ontology annotation, molecular function: chromatin binding; transcription coactivator activity. Bases 109 to 2193 code for a protein of 694 amino acids. Gene Ontology annotation, cellular component: nucleus; SAGA-type complex. The record is from RefSeq and is a predicted model, not a curated record. The transcript is spliced from 17 exons. Gene Ontology annotation, biological process: regulation of transcription by RNA polymerase II; chromatin remodeling.
UGUAAACAAAACUCUGUACUCUGCUUUCUGCUUACUUCUCGGAGGAAAACCGCGUGCGGAAAUGAAGCCACCAAACUGCUUAUAAUCCUGCAUUGUAGUGCUAACAGUAUGAUAGAAGUUGCAGCAAUGGCUGAAAGCAACAGAAAAAAUAAUGAAGAUGAAUCAUACUUUGUUCCUGAAACAUUAUUUGAAAAGGAAGGACAGAAGUGGGAUUUUGCUGCAGAAUGCAAUUUUCUGAAAGGGUUCCUAAAUGGGAGUACAUGGGAAGGCAUUCGAAACAUGAUUGCUAAAGAUUCAACACAUCAAUUUACAGCUAAGGAGGUACAAGAACACUAUCUCAAACAGUAUGUUAACGGACCUCUUGGAGGGCUUGGAUUAGACGGUGAUGACUUUGUCCCAUACCAUUUAGAUUUAGAAUUCAAAGUACCUUUUGAUACAGUCAAAAGUCUUUUAACUUCUGAUACAACAGUCUCUUCAGAUAUGCAAGAUGGAGAAUUCAAAGAAAUUGGAUAUAAUCCUUAUCGAAAUGAAUUCAGAGAGGAAUUUGAUCCAAGAGCAGAAAAUAUCAUUCAGCACUUGACAAGUAUUUCAGAUUUUAACACAGCUGCAGAUGAUGUUCAUUUGCCUUUUAUAAGAUAUUAUUGUGACAGAAUAUUCAUGAGAUCUGAAAUAAACGAUUUUUUGAAGAAUCACAAACUUCCUGAGCACUAUUUUAAAAAUGGAAGAUCCCUUAUGGAGUAUGUACGAAAGAGAAAGCGUGAAAAAGACUUUGUCAAAAGAGAUGAUUUCGAAGAACUUAAAAAAUGGAUGCGCUACAGCUAUCUUUUUCCCAAAUCAGAUGAUUAUUAUUCAUUUUUAUGUGGGUUUUUGAAAGAAAGACUGCUAAAGAAAAAAAUUAGAGAAGUUAAUCAGAAAAUGCGAAGGAAAUGUUAUAAAGAUGGAAUGAAAUGCAAGAAAAUUAGCAAAAGUUAUAAGAAAAUUCAUGCUGUUAGAGAAAGGAGUAAUAAAUCAUUUGUAAAAAAGAGUAAAACUAAAGGAUUAAAAUCAAAACUACAUGAUACAUUAUUGAAACUGGAAGAGCAACUUCAUAAAAAAGAUGUUCAGAAAUUGCGGAAAAAUAAGGGGAAAAGACAUAAAGAGAUGAAAGCAGAAGAUAUUGAGAGAAAAAUAAAUGUUAACUCACAAGGCAAAGAGCUUCAAGAAAAAGAUUUUAAGAAAAUAACAGCUAAAAAGGGCAAAUCACCAUUCACUAAACCAAAAGAACGACAAAAAGUAGACAAAGCUAAAGAACAUUUAGAUUUUCAUUUAAAAGUUCAAAGACAGGGGAAAAAGAAGGCUGAGCAAGACCUAUAUGAAAAUAGAGAAACUAAAAAACCUAAAGCAAAUACAAAUGUUACAAAUUUGAUUAGUGAUUUGAAUAAGGCUAUUGUGAGAUUAUUGCCCGAAAAAGAAUUAGAGCAAAAUAACCGAAAAGAAUCACCAAAGACAGGAAAUAUUGCAAUCAAAUCUCGAGGAAUCCCAGAUGGAAUGUCUACCAAACUGGAUGUGCAACAUAAAAGGCGUAAAAAGAAAACAAGGUCGAAGCUUGUAAAUGUGUUUGAAAUGUUAUCUGAAGCAGAAAGUAGUUCAAAUUCAAGUGAUGAAUUCUAUCAUCGUGUAUCUCUGGAAGAUGAAAUUGAAGUUUCAAAAGAUGGACCUCAGAAAGCUAAACGAAAAUUUGGGGUACUUACUUGUGAAGCAUACGAUUCGUUAUCUCGAGAAGAAAAAGAAUUGUGUCACAAAUUGUGUCUGCUGCCAAUUUAUUACAUUGCUUACAAAAUUAUUUUAGUAGCAGCUGAUGAAGAGAAAUUGAAUGGUAGCAACAUGAAUCCUUCUUGUUUGUAUCCUUCCGAUCUUCCCCAGUAUUAUUGUGAUCAAAUAUUUGAUUUCAUGUCUGCCUGUGGUUGGAUCAGGUCAAAAGGUCUUAUGGAAGUAGCCAGACGUAAUAAGUUUAAUCUGACAGCAUCUUCUAACUUGUUGAUGUCCAGUGAAGUGCCAAAGACGAAGACUGCCUUCCAAAAGAAUGGCGGCGAAUAUCUUCCAGGAAGGAGACGGCGUUCUGCUUUGAAAAGGAGCGCUGCAAGCAAAUGGUCUGUGUCAAACCACAAGGUUUUGCCACGUGCGCUACAAAGAAAAGACAAAAGAAAACGUUAAAGGCUCAAAACCUCAACAUUAUGUCGCUAUGGAUUGAGAUUUUGUUAUUUACGCAAUUUGUUUUAAGCUUUGUAAAUUUACUGUACAUGUUAAACAACAACAUAAAAUGAAAUAUCAAAGAAAAUAAUAGAAGUAAUUUUCAGUUAACACAGUUUUGAGACAACAAAUAUUUCAAAAUAAAAACUUGAUUAACAGAUAAUUCAAAAAAUUAUGAGUGCAAAUAAACAAAGAAUUUUGUCAUUACUUUUUCCUCGAGUCGAUUCAAAGCAGGUACAGCUUCUUCCUUGGCCUGCAUAUUCCCCGGCUAUGUCACCGAUUGAACAUGUGUUGGAUUUCGUUGGGCGGCGUCUCGCUCAUGAUCCCCCGUCCUGUUGCUUCGACUCACAAACUUAGGUUGCUCAUACAAACAAUAUGGAAUACUCUUCCGCAGGCAGAUAUUCAAACUUUGUUUCACUCCAUGCUGAGUCAUGUAGCAGCUCUUAUUGUAACGCGUGGUGGCCACACAGAAAACUAAUUUCUAUCUCUUUUUAUUGUUUGUUUGGUUUGAAAAUGUAAUCAUUCAUUUGUACCAUUACCACUCAACUGUGUACUAAAUUUCAUUCAACUAUGAUGCUUCCUUCAUGGUGUUGCAAUUUUCACAAACAGGAGCAUAGUUUCAGGAAAAGUAAAUAGUGUGCUACUAAUAUAUUGCAAUUCUAUGACAAAGACUUUAUAACAAAAUAGAUAACAAAAAGUGUGUGGAUGUUGUUUAUAUUGAUUUUCAAAAAGCCUUUGAUAAGGUACCACAUGUUGUUCUACUCAGCAAACUAGCUGAUACUGGAAUUGGAGAGAAUAUUUUAAUUUGGAUUAGAAAUUGGCUGACUGGAAGGAAACAAAGAGUAGUUGCAAGGGAAAAAUAUGCUAACUGGAACAGCUUACCCGAAAAGGCAGAAAUUAGAAAGGUAGCUUUGAGAGGGCCAUUUUUCUUCAUUGGGGACUUAACUAGGACCAGUCAAACUGGACCCAGAGCCUGUUGCCGGUCGUCACAUUUGUAUUUCGAAAACUUUAGCGGUCUUGCCACCUCUCCUCAGCCUAAAAUUACCAAAGAUCGUCUAAAACUAUUUUUAGAACUAAAAAUUCGGAAAAGUUCCGAGUUAAGACCUCCAAACCUUUCUGUGUUUCUUUUGGUGCUUAAUGCACAGAUUAAUUUUGAUGAGGACUGCAAUCUGAGUGUCUUGCCUCCCUUAUGCAUGAUAUAUUUUAUUCUAUACAGUACAGAAUAUAUAUAAGCAACACAUGAAAGAAUUUACAUCACAAAGAGGGGAAAGUACAUCCAGAGCGAGGGUGGAGCUGUGAGAGUGAACCCACCGCCUCAAGUGUGUGAAGCACAGGGGCGGAUGGGCCCGGCGGGCAGCCGGGCAUCUGCCCGGUGGGCCGCCUCUGUUCGGGCCGCGUUGAAUUUUAGUAUUGAAUAGUAAAAAAAAAGUUUUUCAUUUCUUUUCUUUUCCUUCUUUCUUCCUUUCUUAAAAAAAAAAAAAAAUCUAUGGCAAUAUAAUAGUUUGGUACAUUUCUCAACGAUUUAUAAGAAAAUCGCUGCAAGAAAAGCAAAGGUUGCAAAAUUAAGAUAUAAAAAACAAUAACUCUACAAACGCAUGCUGUAAGUAAUAAGAUAAUUUUCUGUGUGUCGGGCCGAUAAGAUAAUUUUUUUGCAUAACUGCCCAGGACCUUCUAAGGUCUUAACAACUGCCUCUGGUUUGUAUGGGAUAAUGAACACGUCAAGGCAGGGCUGUCACCCGAGGAGGCUGACAAUUUUAAUUCAGUGAAGACUAAAAAAAUAAUAAUAAUAAUAAAUAAAAACAAGAAAAAUAGAAAACGUUCUCAGUGUUAAAAAAUUUUAAAAGAAAAUGAAACUUUUGAAUAUUUAGCAAUUAAACCUUUGAAUAUUAUUUAGGAACAUCCACAUUUCUUUAUUUUAAAUUUACCUAACUGAAGGCCGCUGAAAUGUAUGUUUCGAACAUUUUUUUAACGAAAAAAAGUAUCCAGUACAGAGUAAAUAGCACAAACCCAUGACAAACUUCAGCUUAAUACUUAAUACAAGAAAUAGAUAAAUAACCAUGACCAUUUCAUAGGGGCAGCCAAGGGCGGAUUCAGGGGAGGGUCAAAAGGUCAGCUGACUCCCCUGUGACAAGAAUUUUAUUAUGAUUUUUUUUUUUUUUUAAUUUUUAUUUUUUAGAUCCGAAAACAUAGUACACGGAAUAAUGUUAACCUUUUUUUGCUUGGUUCUGAAAGGUAUUUCAUCUGGUGUGUAUGUGUGUGCUUUUCCCAACUAUUUUGUAGCUGUAAACUGGUAUCUCAUCAAAAAUAACCCUGUUGUAAAAAUUUCCCCGCCAAGAAAACCUUUAACUUUUCCGCACAAAAAAGAAAACCUGCAUCCUAAACCCAAAAAACCUCAGCCAUAAAAAGUUAUAUCUAGUUUGCCCGCCAAGUAUCUGCCACACUAUCAUCCUCUCUCUUCUCCUUUUUCAUCACAGCUACUUCCAUUAGAACCUCCUCCCACCUUCAACUCCUCAGAAAUAUGGAUAGAUCUUUUAAAUUGUUUAUCUUGUUUGGCGGGAAGCUUUUCAAAGUGAAG